UUCAAACCACGGUAGCAAAACAAUCGACGUAAACCAAUAGCUUGAGUGCGAUGCAGACUGAAGCCAGGGUAGGAGUAGUGAUGGAUGGAGGAGGAAGCGCUGCCGGUGGAGCAGUGGUUGUGGACGGCGGACCAUCUCGGAAAUUGAUUACUCAGCACCGUCACCAGUCUCAGAUCGGAACGGUUCCUCAGCUUCUCGCCGGUGGUGUUGCUGGUGCCAUCAGCAAGACAUGCACUGCGCCUCUAGCGAGACUUACUAUUCUCUUUCAGCUACAAGGAAUGCACGCGAAUGCUGCUAGUUUAAAAAAGGCUAGUAUAUGGCAAGAGGCUUCACGUAUUGUACGUGAAGAAGGAUUUAGGGCAUUUUGGAAGGGUAAUUUGGUCACAAUUGCUCAUCGGCUUCCAUAUUCCUCUAUCAGCUUUUAUGCAUUUGAACGCUACAAGAAUAUGUUGCAGUUGAUUUUGGGAAUUGAAAGCCAGGGAGAGAAUAUAACUGCAGACCUUUGUAUACGACUUGUAGGUGGUGGUUUGGCUGGAAUAACUGCUGCUUCUGUUACAUACCCUUUGGAUCUUGUUAGGACACGCCUUGCUGCUCAGACAAAUGUAAUAUAUUACAGAGGCAUAUGGCAUGCAUUACAAACCAUCAGUAGGGAAGAAGGGAUAGCCGGCCUAUAUAAAGGAAUGGGUGCUACUCUAUUGGGGGUAGGCCCGAAUUUGGCAAUCAGCUUUUCUGUUUAUGACACUGUGAGAUCGUACUGGCAGUCUCAUAGACCAGAUGAUUCAACUGUCUUGGUCAGCCUUGCUUGUGGAAGUCUUUCAGGUGUUGCGUCAUCAACAGUAACAUUCCCUUUGGAUCUUGUGAGGCGCCGAAUACAAUUGGAAGGAGCAGGUGGUCGGGCCCGUGUUUAUAAGACUGGUUUGUUUGGUACAUUCAGUCAUAUUAUCCGGACAGAAGGCCUACGUGGUUUAUAUAGAGGAAUUUUGCCUGAAUAUUACAAGGUUGUGCCUAGUAUUGGUAUUGUCUUUAUGACGUAUGAGAAAAUGAAGCAGCUUCUCUCUGAUAUUGACUGAUGCAUUGGCGGUUGACAUACUUGGAGAGUAAACUAACAAAUACAAGGUGCCGCAGUAUUAUAUAC
This is a messenger RNA of Solanum verrucosum, 1135 nucleotides long. RefSeq lists its product as uncharacterized. The record is from RefSeq and is a predicted model, not a curated record. The coding region runs from base 51 to 1070 and encodes 339 amino acids. NCBI's taxonomy places the organism in Eukaryota, Viridiplantae, Streptophyta, Magnoliopsida, Solanales, Solanaceae. The transcript is spliced from 7 exons. Gene Ontology annotation, biological process: transmembrane transport.